GCCUAACCGCGUUGCAGCCGCUGCUUACUUACAUACAUAACUAACUACCUUGUACCUUAUUUUUUAUUUUUUUUAAGUAAAAACAUUGAACAUUUGGUUUUGCAGUUGAUUCUUGUACGAAGUACUUCCUCAAUUAAAAUAUUCCCAAUCAUUUUAAUCCAUCUCUUCUCGCAACCAUCCGUACUCGCGCUCUCAUUCGCGCAAUGCUACAGUCGUACCCUCUUAUAUAAAAUUCUCGAUUCUCAUUUGCCUACCCAUCCGCUUUUGUGAAUCCAGAACGCUGCCUAGCGUAUUCCCUUGAGUUCGAUUCACCAACGCCCUGGAAUCAACGAAGGAAGGAUAAUGCGACCAUUGAUCCUUCAUAACGUCCCGGACGAGGAACUUUACACUGGUGAUGAUGGAAUACAACGUCCUUACGCUAUGUAUUGGCCUGAUGGUGAACGACAACGAAAUCUCCCGCGCACCCGCGCCAGAGAAAUAACCGAAUCAGGCUCGUUCGGAAAGUCGACUAGAAGAUCUCGAUCGAGGACAGGCAGUGCGCCACCAAAACGCGAAGAUGCUACGAUGCAAAGUGCCGACAAGAUAUUCUCCAAUUAUUUAGCAAAUCGUCAACAAGCCCCUAACGCGAAUGCCACCACCACCUCUACUCAGCGAAAGUCUAGCUUCCCAACCCAAACCACUGCACAGUCCCAAGAUGAUGCGUCUUCCGCCGCCCAAACUUCAACGUAUCGUAAAGAGCCUACAGAAAUCAUCCUGAGAGGUUACUCCACGCCAUCGCAGCAGUAUGCGGCUAUCAACCACUAUGAGCAUAUUGCGGGCAGAAUUUGCGAGGACUACUCUAGAGAGCCACCCAUCGAAGCCCGGCGUUACAAAUCCGACCUACGAGAUCCUGCCUUAACGAGACGACAACCCCUGACCGUUCUUGAACGGGCCAAAGUUAGUAGAGUUGCAAGCGGAGAACACUGGGUCAAGGUCACGUUUGAGUCGGCAGAGGCAGCAGAUGCCGCACUAUAUGCUUCUCCGCAGAAAAUUCUGGGUCAUCUCAUAUAUGCCGAGCACUAUCUAGGCCUACCUCCAAAGGAAGAUGCUGCGAUGCUCAAUGUUGUGGGGGAUUCUGGCAUGGUAGAUCCGUUUAGGUCGAAUUAUGUUAGAGCCAGAGCAGGCCCUUCCCAGCCUCGUACAGAUAAGAACGCGAGAUUGCAGAAGCCCUUCUCAUCAUUUGACCCCUCGGCGAUACAACAGGAUUCCCCCCCUGGAUCACAAGGCUCGACUCAGACGAUGGAUAGUGCUACGGCGUCGACCGCGACUGUUACGGGAGUCUUUUCAGAGGCGCCACGUAAUGCAGAGCGACAGAACAAGCAACAACAAGACCAAGACGAUACCUACUGUCGUCGAAUUCCCGAGGCUCGAAGAGUUAAGCUCCUUCCAGCCGACCAAGCAUUAGCUCCGCAGCCGACCUUCCAGCAGCGUAUACUAGCCUGGAUCCCCCUCAUAGGAUGGUUCGGCGGAUCCAUGAUAGGCAACGAAGUGCCGCGGAACGAGCUUGGAGAAUUCGACUUCAACAGGGCCAGCCUGUACUGGCAGCUCAUGUUUUACCUGGACCUGUGGUUCGGCCUCUUUAGUCGCGAGCUCGUUAGUGGCGACAAGGACGAAUAAGAGGCCCCUUCCUGAUUUACUUUACUUACUCCAACUACCUAUACCUUGGUCACUUCAUUGGUAUGGCGAUUUUAUGAAAACAAUGCUCUAGGGAUGCGAAGAAGCAGGGAAUAGGAAUGGAUCGGGGCGAGGCGUGGCGUGGCGUGGCGAAUUUGGUUGUUGGUAAUGGCGGAAACCACGGAGUUGGAGGAAAUUCAUUGCGACAGAUUUUAUACCGACUGGACUGGAUACCAAGGUUCCACGCGCGCACCGCACAUUUCGAACUUGACGCUCAGAAAGACGGACUACGAUAAAAGAAAGUACGAAGUUAUACCCUCGCGGUAGCAACGCUGUGUCAUGUCAUACUGAUCUUGCGGGUGUUGGGAGGGGUGUAGAUGAGACAGACGAGCCGACCGGAAAUGUGGAAGAGGAAAGAGGAGGCUUGCUUUGUGCUUGACUACUUAAUACACGUACUAUAAUAAAGAUACUCUGAUACUCUUUCUUGAUACUAAUUACCUACCUACUUACGGUCGAU
Hypoxylon fragiforme is the source of this 2170-nucleotide messenger RNA. RefSeq lists its product as uncharacterized. The transcript is spliced from 2 exons. NCBI's taxonomy places the organism in Eukaryota, Fungi, Ascomycota, Sordariomycetes, Xylariales, Hypoxylaceae. The record is from RefSeq and is a predicted model, not a curated record. The coding region runs from base 343 to 1656 and encodes 437 amino acids.